This is a messenger RNA of Rhinopithecus roxellana (golden snub-nosed monkey), 568 nucleotides long. RefSeq names its product integrin alpha-X-like. NCBI's taxonomy places the organism in Eukaryota, Metazoa, Chordata, Mammalia, Primates, Cercopithecidae. Gene Ontology annotation, cellular component: integrin complex; external side of plasma membrane. Gene Ontology annotation, molecular function: integrin binding. Bases 227 to 568 code for a protein of 113 amino acids. Gene Ontology annotation, biological process: cell-matrix adhesion; cell adhesion mediated by integrin; integrin-mediated signaling pathway. The transcript is spliced from 5 exons. The record is from RefSeq and is a predicted model, not a curated record.
GGCUGAUGCAGCAGGCAUCAUCCGCUAUGCAGUUGGGGUUGGAUCAGCUUUUAAAAACACAAACUCUUGGAAAGAAUUAAAUGACAUUGCAUCGAAGCCCUCCCAGGAACACAUAUUUAAAGUGGAGGACUUUGAUGCUCUGAAAGAUAUUCAAAACCAGCUGAAGGAGAAGAUCUUUGCCAUUGAAGGUACGGAGACCACAAGCAGUAGCUCCUUCGAAUUGGAGAUGGCGCAGGAGGGCUUCAGCGCUGUGUUCACGCCUGAUGGCCCCAUUCUGGGGGCUGUGGGGAGCUUCACCUGGUCUGGAGGUGCCUUCCUGUAUCCCCCAAAUAUGAACCCCACCUUCAUCAACAUGUCUCAGGAGAAUGUGGACAUGAGGGACUCUUACCUGGGUUACUCCACUGAGCUGGCUUUCUGGAAAGGGGUGCAGAACCUGGUCCUGGGGGCCCCCCGCUACCAGCACACUGGGAAGGCUGCCAUCUUCAUCCAGGUGUCCGGGCAAUGGAGGCUGAAGGCCGAAGUCACGGGGACACAGGUUGGGCGUGACAGGAGCCAGAGGGGAAGAUGA